AUGCCUCAUAUUCGACUCAACUCAGGGCGUCAGGAACCAUUCAUCGAAUCCCACGAGGGUUAUACACCAGUCGAUCUUCACUCUCAAUCCCCACGAACUCUCACACCAGCAAGCGAUGGUCCAUCACCUGUCAAUCUACAAGGAGUAUCGCCCUACGGAGUAUCGGCUGUUCCUGAAUCAUCCGAGUUCUUGCUCCCCCCCAAAAUGCGUCUUACGCCACGAGAUGACACCGAAAGAUCUGGUUCACCAGAUCGUUGGACUAGCUCACCGUCCAGUAUCGGUUCCAUCGGUCGAGAAAGUCGACUUGCGAUAGAUCAAUUUGCAGAAUUACGGAAAACAUCAUCGUCUCGCUCUGGAAGCGAUGACUACGAUAUCAACACGCAGACUGUCUCGGAGAAGUUCAAUAUCAUGCCCACUGCUGGUUUGUUGCUUUUCCCUGAAGAUGUAGAGAAGGACGAUUAUCUGCAUAAUCCUGAUUCUUCGGACUUGGAUCGCGACUGUGACAUUUGCAACCGACGUGGGAUCUUGAAUAUGGGCGGUCUGGUGUUCAUGACUCUCGGAAUUUUGUGUCUAUUCAUUGGAUACCCAGUGAUUACAUGGGUGGAAGGUGCUUUCAAACCCGGGCAUGCAUGUAGGGGUAAUGACUUGCUUUGUCUUGACGUUGGCGAGCAGCCUUUGCUGGAGAAUAUCCGGAAGGGUUUGAUCGAUCCCGAUACCCCGAAGGAAGCACUUACCAAAAAGAAUGCAGAUGGAAAAGAGUGGAAGCUAGUGUUCUCAGAUGAGUUCAAUAUGCCUGGGCGCACAUUCUACGACGAAGACGACCCAUUCUUCCAAGCAGUUGACAUGUGGUACGGUGUGACCAUGGACAAAGAGUGGUAUGAUCCUGAUGCAGUCACUACAAACGAGGGUGUAAUGGAAAUCAGAUUUGAUAAUUUCGAGAAUCACGGGGUGAAGUAUAGAUCUGGAAUGAUACAGAGUUGGAACAAGCUUUGCUUUAAGGGUGGUCGGCUGGAAGCCAGUCUCUCACUCCCUGGUGACGGACAUAUCCAAGGUUUCUGGCCCGGUUUCUGGGCAAUGGGAAAUCUAGCACGUCCCGGCCAUGCAGCCUCCACCGAUGGGUUGUGGCCGUACAGCUAUCACGAUGGGUGUGAUGCGGGCAUUACUCCGAACCAAAGUUCCCCGGAUGGAAUCAACUUCUUACCUGGUAUGCGUCUUCCAGGAUGCACUUGUCCCAAGGCAGACCACCCUACUCCAGGGCGAGCUCGAAGCGCCCCUGAGAUUGAUGUACUUGAAGCGAGCACUGGCCCGCUGAACAAUGACUGGAACAACUUGAUCGGCACUGUAUCGCAGAGUAUGCAAGCUGCCCCAUUCGAUAUUUGGUAUAUGCCAGACUACGGUAAGAACCCCAGUGAGGGCUCAUCCCUAGACCAGGUCAUUAACUUGAUUUACCCAGACUAUACCGCUGUCUAUGACUCUAGUGUCACCGAGAUCAACGCCUACCGUGGCGGCGUCUACCAACAAGCAAUGUCAGGCCUGACAAACCUCAACCAUCGCUGGUACAACGGAACUGAAUACCAAAGCUAUUCCUUUGAAUAUACCCCUGGAGACAAAGGAGAUGUCACCUGGUUCGUCGGCCCAGACAAGACCUGGACGCUGGACGCCCGAGCCAUUGGACCCAACGGCAACAUCGGGCAGCGCAUGAUCCCCCUUGAGCCAAUGUCUAUCGUCAUGAACCUUGGCAUGGCGGACAACUUCGCGCCACAGAACAAGUCAAUUCUCGAAUACAUGCCGGCGUACUUACGCUUUGAUUAUGUUCGUAUUUAUCAGGAUCCCGAUGAUGAGAGCGUUACAUGUGACCCUCCGGGAUAUGAGACAACGGAGUACAUCAAGCAGCAUCAACGGGCAUACGAUAACCACAACUUGACUACUUGGGAGGAUGCUGGAUAUCAUUGGCCGCAAAAUAGCUACAUGAAUCAAUGCUAG
Molecule: messenger RNA, 1983 nt
Organism: Penicillium taxi
Lineage: Eukaryota; Fungi; Ascomycota; Eurotiomycetes; Eurotiales; Aspergillaceae
Product: SKN1/KRE6 family beta-glucan synthesis-associated protein
Exons: 5
Coding region: 1-1983 (660 amino acids)
Biological process (GO): (1->6)-beta-D-glucan biosynthetic process; fungal-type cell wall organization
Cellular component (GO): endoplasmic reticulum membrane; plasma membrane
Molecular function (GO): glucosidase activity
Source: RefSeq, a predicted model, not a curated record